Molecule: messenger RNA, 1851 nt
Organism: Dovyalis caffra
Lineage: Eukaryota; Viridiplantae; Streptophyta; Magnoliopsida; Malpighiales; Salicaceae
Source: the annotation of a GenBank genome assembly
AUGGGGGAAAGUGAGGGAAGCGAAUUCCCUCCAAAAAAGCAGCAGCAGUCGGAGACUGCAGAUUUUCCAGCCAAGAAGCUAGCCAGACAGCUCGAUUUCACACAGGGUGUACUUCCUGAUCACCCUCAAUCGCAGCCGUCGCCGCUGCAGAACCUGCCUGUGGUGAUUUCCUCGGCGGCUGCUCAGAGCCAGCCGCAGCCUCACCCACAACCGCAACCGCAACCACAGGUGGUUGCGAUUCCAGUUGCCCCACAACAGCAGACGCAGCAGCAGCAAGCAGCGAGGGCUGUGAAACCAGAAUCACCAAAAUCAAGACCAAGACCAACUUCUGAAUUGAAAGAUGGCACUCCAAAGAAGCAAAAACAGUGCAACUGUAAACACUCGCGGUGCUUAAAGCUUUAUUGUGAGUGCUUUGCCUCUGGAACAUACUGCGAUGGGUGUAAUUGUGUUAAUUGUUAUAACAAUGUUGAAAAUGAGGCUGCCAGGCGAGAAGCUGUUGAAGCAACUUUAGAGCGUAAUCCAAAUGCAUUUAGGCCAAAAAUUGCAAGCAGCCCACAUGGAACACGGGAUAGUCGGGAAGAGACUGGGGAAGGAUUGGUGUUUGUAAAGCACAAUAAGGGAUGUCACUGCAAGAAAUCUGGAUGUCUCAAAAAGUACUGUGAAUGUUUCCAGGCCAACAUUCUUUGUUCUGAAAAUUGCAAAUGCAUGGACUGCAAGAAUUUUGAAGGAAGUGAAGAGAGACAGGCUCUCUUUCAUGGUGACCAUGGCAACAACAUCGCAUAUAUUCAACAGGCUGCAAAUGCUGCAAUAACUGGGGCUAUUGGAUCUUCUGGCUAUGCUUCCCCUCCAGUAUCUAAGAAGAGAAAAGGUCAGGAUCUUUUCUUUGGGCAGACAGUCAAGGAUCCAUCAUUUCACAGGCUUGGACAUUUCCAACCGGCUGGCCAUAUCAGGCCUGUGGCAGCCUCCUCCUCGUUGCCUUCCAAUCCCGUUGCUCGUGCCUGUAAUGCUACUACAUUGGGCCCUUCAAAAAUCACAUACAGGUCUCUUUUGGCAGACAUUAUCCAACCACAAGACUUAAAAGAACUUUGCUCAGUUUUGGUGGUUCUGUCAGGAGAAGCUGCCAGGACGCUUUCAGGAACACACCAACUCCUGAUUGCAGAAACAGCCAAAGUAGAACUAGCUGAUCUCUGGUUAGGCAAGUUAUCACUCACAGCUUCAACAUAUUCAAGCAACUGGUUCAGAAUGUUUAAGCACAACAUGUCCUUGUAUGCUUCAUAUUGCAUCUGGUUAGCUUGUGACCAAAGAAAUUCAACGGAAAUGCGAGUAGAAGAUCAAAGAGAAACUUCGCUUGCUUCAUCUACUCAAGAAAGGUUGCAGAGCCAGAAGGAAUCUGAUGCUGAUAAAAUUGUUGCUAAUGAUUGUUCAAGUGCAAAUCAUUCUGAUAAAGUAGGUCCUGAUGAUUCCAGCUCAGAUGGUGCUGAUAUGCCAAAAGGAAGGCCAAUGUCUCCUGGGACUUUGGCAUUGAUGUGUGACGAACAAGAUACAAUGUUUAUGGCUGCUGCUUCCCCCAAUGGGUUGAUGGGCCAUGGCUGCAACACUUCUUCGCAGGUGUCUUGUGGACAAGGCAUGACAGAGGCUCAUGCAGAGCAAGAAAGAAUUUGUUCAUCAUUAGCCAGAACUGAGUUGGGGAAUCAAAAUGACCCACUCAGCAAUGGUAUAGCGAAUACCAGAACUGGAACGGGGAGUCAACAGGUACCCUUUAGCAAUGGGGUUGUUAAAGUUGUUCCACCAACUGCAAAACCACCCCAGAUGGUUACUUCUAUAGUUGCCACCUCUAGCAGUGAUAUUUAA